Bipolaris maydis ATCC 48331 is the source of this 1101-nucleotide messenger RNA. RefSeq lists its product as uncharacterized. Lineage: Eukaryota; Fungi; Ascomycota; Dothideomycetes; Pleosporales; Pleosporaceae. The record is from RefSeq and is a predicted model, not a curated record.
AUGGGUUCAUUCCUCUCAUCCGAAGUCCCACCACCCCGUCCAGCCAAAAGAUACCUACUUUCCUUUCCAGAGGAGGACUUCCCUGAAGAAGCAAGCACAGCCCCCGAGGACGUACAAGACUGGUAUUCUCACUUCUUCGAAACCUUAUUCUGCCUCCCUCACAAGGAUGGCAAGGCCAUCCUUAUUCUGGAAGCGCCCGAAGACAUUGAGCCCGACUCCCGAGCAAGACCGGGUUGGGCGCGUAAGCGCUUAAGAGGAGCGUAUGAGCUUCUUGGAGAGGGACAUCCCAGGAUCGUCCGCUAUCUCGGGCCACUGGAAAGCGACAUUGGCGUCAUUGUCGAGAGGCUCGAGCCCGGGCCUAUUGAGUGGACCUCGCUUCCAGCACUGACUGUGCCUCUCCCACAAGAUCUGUCACGCAACGACCUCUUGCUGCUGAGUCUGUAUUAUCGAUGGGCAUUACAGGUACUUUCAGCGUUGCAAUUCGCUCACUCGCGAUCCGUUUUCAUCCGAAACUUUUGUGCGGAGCUUGUGUGGCUCCGAUCAGAUUUCUCGCUCGCAAUCACGGGCUUCCUUGCUGCAUCGGCGCCGCAGAUUGAGGAUGAGAGCAGACAGGAUGGCAUUGCUAGCGCGAGGGAACGCCUACAGGAUCCUGCGCACCCGAACCCGAUGUCGCUAGAAGAGUUUGAUCGUAGAGUUAGGGAGGAAGGGUAUGCGCCGUGGCCGUUUAGCGAGGGCGAAUGGAUCAUAGAUGGAAGCGUGACCGAUACUUACCAAGGAGAUGAGGAACAUGGGAGUGUCAAGGAAGACUUGUACUAUUGGGCUAAAUUCGUCAAAUACCUCGUCAACAACGUCUUCGCAGAUGCAUCCGCGUCGCAAGAUGACAUGUCUGACGAAAUUGAAGAUGCGCGCCUGGGCACCAUUAUCGCCAACGCUGAAAACGGUCGCUACAAGGAUGCCGCUGAGGUUAUGAAAAAGGUCAAAACUGCGGCUUCGAACAUGAGAAUCAAGAUUGUGGGUGAUGAUGAGGUCGAUAUUGGUGGUGAGUGGGAAGAUGUCUUCGAGGUUUGUGAGAGGCAGCUGCGUUUCCGCCAGGAGGAAUAA